Aureobasidium uvarum is the source of this 3078-nucleotide messenger RNA. The record is from the annotation of a GenBank genome assembly. Lineage: Eukaryota; Fungi; Ascomycota; Dothideomycetes; Dothideales; Saccotheciaceae.
AUGUCUUCUUCCUACAAGAGCGCCACUCGCUCACAUAUGCGGGACUAUCAACUCGAUCGCCAAAUCGAGAUCAUGGAUGAAGGAGAACCCAGUGAUGUCAGUGAUCUCGACAUUGUCAAACACACCGCCAGACAAGUCAAUCUGCUCGACACUUUUCAGAACUCAGAUGGCACAGACAGCGAUCUCCUCAAUUCCGACGACUCUUCUGGAACAGCUACGAGAAAACGUCCGAGAGACGACGAAGGUGAUCGCGUUGCUUUCGAUGACGACGAAGAUGCUGGAGAGGCCUACAAGAAGUUCAAGUCUCGCAAGUCCGACCAACGCAAAGCCGUCGCCGCUCGCACCAAAAAGGCAAAGGUAAAGGCCAAUUCCAUGGUUGGCAAGAGGAAGAAGGCUCUGCUCGACGACAAGAAACCUAACCAACGCAAGUUCAAGAACGACACCUACGGCACCGACUCUGAAGAUGAGCCACCUGAGAGCACCUUGCCCGAAUUCUUGCAAGCGAGAAAGUCCAAGUGGAACCAAGACCGUGCCAAGUCAGGAGAUGACAUUCUGGCAAGACCUCCUGACUACGACGGCGUUUAUUUCAGCGAUGAUGAGAGACUAGAAGAGCUGCAGGAACGCCCUGUGCUUCGCGAUGCCGAAAUGUCCCGCGACUAUAAGGAUAUCGAACUGCAGAAGUCGGAAGGUAUCAUCCCCGCGCCAAUCGCCCAAUGGCUGCGAGACUACCAGGUCGACGGCGUGAGGUUCCUUCACGAGCUCUUCGUCUUCCAAGAGGGUGGCAUCCUUGGUGACGAUAUGGGCCUGGGCAAGACGAUUCAGGUCAUCGCCUUCUUGACAGCUGCUUUCGGCAAGACUGGAGAUGAGAGAGAUUACAAGCGUAUGCGCAAGAUGCGACGUGAUGGCCGCUGGUACCCACGAAUCCUUCUUAUCUGUCCCGGAUCUCUCAUGGACAACUGGAAGUCAGAGCUUGAUCGCUGGGGCUUUUGGCAUUAUGACACCUAUCAUGGAAGCAACGCAAGCCGCUCGUCUGUUCUCUCUGCAGCAAAACAAGGCAGGCUUGAGGUCAUGAUCACAACUUACACCACCUAUCGCAAUCAUCGAGGCGAGAUCAACAUGGUCGAGUGGGACUGUGUCGUCGCAGAUGAAUGUCACACCAUCAAGGAGCGAAGUUCCGAGAUCAGCAAGGCCAUGAACGAGGUCAACGCCUUGUGCAGAAUUGGCCUCACCGGCACUGCUGUCCAAAACAAGUACGAUGAAUUCUGGACUCUGCUCAACUGGACCAACCCUGGCAAGUUCGGAACCAUGGCUGAAUGGAGACUGAGUGUCAGCGGUCCGCUCAAGAUCGGGCAAUCACAUGAUACUACCUUUGCGCAACUAGCCAUCUGCAGGAAGGUUGCAAAGAAACUAGUAGAGAACCUAUUGCCACCAUACUUCAAACGCCGAAUGAAGUCGCUGAUCGCCCAUCAACUUCCGAAGAAGACUGAUCGUGUGGUCUUCUGUCCGCUCUCUGACGCUCAAUCAGAGGCCUACAUGAAUCUUGUUGACAGCGACAAGAUUGACUACAUUCGACGUUUCUCUGAUCCUUGUGACUGCUUUUCCGGCAAGAAGCGAGGCUGGUGUUGCUACACGGAGAUCCCUGACCGUGGCAAAUGGCAGCAUCACGUCUUUCCUAUGCUUAUGACACUGCAGAAGCUCGCAAACCAUCUCGCUCUUCUCUGCCCUCAAAGCAAGGACUCCGAGGAGAUGCAGCACAAGGAGCUCGAAAACUUGCAGCUGGCUCUUCCUGAAAAUUGGCUCGAGAUGUACCACAACCGUGAUCAGAUCACCAACUAUGCCAAUGCAGAGUAUUGCGGCAAGUGGAAAGUGCUGCGAAAGCUGCUCAAGUUUUGGCACUCGAACGGCGACAAGGUUCUCGUCUUUAGUCACUCGGUCCGUCUCCUGAAGAUGCUACAGAUGCUCUUCAAAUCGACAACAAGCUACAAUGUCUCCUACCUUGACGGAAGCAUGAAGUAUGAAGAGCGUACUCGGGAAGUCGACGACUUCAAUGCCAAUGAGACCCAGUUCGUCUUCCUCAUCAGCACGAAAGCUGGUGGUGUGGGUUUGAACAUUACCUCUGCAAACAAAGUCGUCAUCUUCGAUCCAAACUGGAAUCCAAGCCAUGAUCUUCAGGCUCAGGAUCGUGCCUACCGCAUCGGUCAGAUCCGUGAUGUCGAAGUCUUUCGUCUUAUUUCUGCUGGCACUGUUGAGGAGAUUGUCUACGCUCGUCAGAUCUACAAGCAGCAGCAAGCCAACAUCGCUUACAAUGCGUCUACCGAGCGUCGCUACUUCCGUGGCGUUCAAGAUACAGCCGACAAGAAAGGUGAAAUCUUUGGUCUUUUGAACCUCUUUAGCUACGAAGGCGAGAACCUGGUUCUUCGCGACAUUGUCAACAAGACAAACAUCGCCGAAUCCAAAGCCGGGGUCAGUGUCGUCGGCCUAGACACAUCUCAGGACUCGGAUGAUGAUGACAACGACGAUACCAUGGAUCGCGAAGAUGCUGCAAUCUCCCAACUCGCCGCCGAGAUCACUGGCGAAGGCGGCAAGAAGAACAAGAAACACGAUGACGAACAAGACACUGAAAUCAAAAGACAAGCUCGCGCUGUGCAAGCAAUCCUCAACAUGGCCGGUGUCGAGUACACACACGACAACAACGACGUGAUCGGCUCUUCCAAGAUGGAGGCCCAGCUGUCUAAACGCGCCAUGGCUGCUGGCACAGACUUUGACCUCUCCAACGAGUACGCAUUCGAGAAGUCUCGAGGCAAUGCGAACUCCAGCUUUGAGGAUGAGAAGAAGAUUGCAUACAAGUACAAGCCACCAGAGUAUGUGAGAAAGAGGUUGUUCUGCUCAAUGGCAGAGUACUACGGCUUUGCGGAUGCAACGGAGUUUGCGCUCGUGCUCGAGGGAUGGAGCGAGCAGAAGAAGACGGACUGCCUAAAUAGAUUCUACAGGCACAGAAGAAAGGUUCUCGAGGGCGAGAGUUCUGGAGGAGAAGAAGAAGAAGAAGAAGCAGGUGAAAAGUCUGCUUACUUCAAGUGA